AUGUUAUACGGACAGAAAAAACGCAACAGAUUUUUCGCACGUAGACGCCAAGCCUACCGAGCAAUGGACGUCACGUGCAAGUUAUACGAACGUUUAUCUGUCGCGUCGGACCCUAUGGGGCUGUACAACUUCAGGCCGUCAGUGCGCCCAGUGCCGCUGGAAGUGCACAUCGCCGGCUUCCCGGGCAAACACUACUGUCCGCGCAUGGCCACCAUGAACCGACCCACCUUCCAGGCCAUCCGCCAGCACUCGCCCGCGCAGCCGGCCCUCGUUUUCGUGUCCUCUCGGCGGCAAACGCGCCUCACCGCCCUCGACCUCAUCGCCUUCCUCGCCGGCGAAGACAACCCCAAGCAGUGGAUGCACAUGAGCGAACAGGAGAUGGAUCAGAUCAUCGGCUCCAUCAACGAUCCCAACCUCAAACUCACACUAGCGUUUGGUAUCGGCAUGCACCACGCAGGCUUACAAGAGCGCGACAGGAAAACUGUCGAGGAACUGUUUGUGAACCAGAAGAUACAAGUCCUCAUCGCUACUGCCACCUUAGCCUGGGGCGUCAACUUCCCCGCGCAUCUAGUCGUCAUCAAAGGCACCGAGUACUUCGACGGAAAGGUCAAACGUUACGUAGACAUGCCCAUUACAGACAUCCUACAAAUGAUGGGACGUGCUGGGCGACCCCAGUUCGACAACCAAGGGAUGGCUGUAGUUCUUGUGCACGACGUGAAGAAGAAUUUCUACAAAAAGUUCCUCUACGAGCCCUUUCCAGUGGAAUCGAGUCUGCUCGCCGUGCUACCCGAUCAUCUGAAUGCGGAGAUAGUGGCCGGCUCCAUUCAGAAUCGCCAGCAAGCGCUUGAUUAUCUGACGUGGACGUAUUUCUUCAGGCGGUUGCUGAAGAAUCCCAGCUACUAUGGAUUGGAGACGUUGGAUGCGGCUGAUGUCAAUCAUUAUUUGUCGGGCUUGGUUGAGAAGUCGCUGAAAACGCUCGAGGAUGCGUUCUGUGUGACAUUCGAAGAGGAUGAGAGAGGAGUAUUGCCGACAUCGAUGGGGCGCAUUUCGUCAUACUACUACUUGUCGCACAUGACGAUGCUGCACUUGAGGAACAAUCUGAGUCCAACGCUGUCCUGGCAACAGCUGCUGGAUGUCAUGUGCAAAGUGCAUGAGUACAGUCAGCUGCCUGUCAGGCACAAUGAGGACAUCUUGAAUGGGAACCUGGCAAAAGAAUGUCCUCUGCCGGUCGACCAGUUGACUCUUGACUCGCCGCACACAAAGGCGUUCCUGCUGCUGCAGGCCUACUUCAGUCGUAUUCCAAUGCCUUGCACCGACUAUAACACUGAUCUCAAGUCGGUUCUCGAUCAAGCAAUACGUAUUCUUCAGGCGAUGAUAGACGUGAGCGCGGAACAAGGGUGGCUGGCGACAACACUGCGACUGCAGCAGCUGAUGCAAAGUGUAGUGCAGGGUCGCUGGCUGAAGGACUCCCCCCUCACCACGCUGCCCCACCUCAGCCCCGCCCUCAUGCGGCUGUUCAGGCGACACCGCAAGUGGGCCAUGCUGCCCGCACUCUUGCGCAUCCGCUACAAGGGCCUGGUCGCCAUCUUGUCGGCCCAGUUGACUGAGGCCGAGAUCGAGCAGAUCUACAAAGUGCUGCAAGACCUGCCCGACAUAAGAAUGUCGGUUGCGUUGAGAGGAAGCUGGAAAGAUGCUGGAAGUGAUGAAGAAGAAAAGGUUUUGGACAAGACUGAUCUAGCUUCGGGCGAGUGCGUGUUGUCGAGCAGAACUUCGCUGGUGGCUGGGCAAGAGUACACUCUCUGUGUCAAGUUCGCCAAGCUCAAUCCCUCCAAAGAGAGAAAAGCGCAUGCACCACGUUUUUCAAAGCCGACAGAGCCUGGCUGGUUCUUGACGUUGGGCAGCAUUGAACAAAAAGAGUUAAUCGCCAUGAAACGAGUUCCACCGAUUUCUUCCCGUUGUACGCAUCAGCUCACCUUUACUGCGCCACAAGUUCCAGGCAGAGCGCAGUUGGCUUUGUACCUGAUGUCUGAUACGUACCUAGGACUUGACCAACAGUACACACUGGACUUUGAUAUUUCAUGCUGAGAUCCUCAAAUAAGACUGAUGUAGAAGGCUCCCGUGAAGAAAAGUGUCAAUACUUUCCAUUAUUAUUAUUACUAUGCCUGGUAGACUUUCUUCGCUAGCCAACGCUGAAUAGUCUCCAAGAUAAAAUACAUCAGGCCAAAUGAAUAGGAAUUUUUGGUAUAGGGUUUAGGUUGUAAGAAAAAUGUGAUAACAGUCUUACAUAAUAUAACUAUUUUUAAAAAGA
Nilaparvata lugens (brown planthopper) is the source of this 2308-nucleotide messenger RNA. RefSeq names its product activating signal cointegrator 1 complex subunit 3-like. The transcript is spliced from 8 exons. The record is from RefSeq and is a predicted model, not a curated record. NCBI's taxonomy places the organism in Eukaryota, Metazoa, Arthropoda, Insecta, Hemiptera, Delphacidae. Bases 1 to 2085 code for a protein of 694 amino acids. Gene Ontology annotation, molecular function: 3'-5' DNA helicase activity; RNA binding. Gene Ontology annotation, cellular component: nucleus.